This is a messenger RNA of Giardia duodenalis, 324 nucleotides long. RefSeq names its product LSM domain-containing protein. Lineage: Eukaryota; Fornicata; Diplomonadida; Hexamitidae. Gene Ontology annotation, cellular component: catalytic step 2 spliceosome; U1 snRNP. The transcript has a single exon. Gene Ontology annotation, molecular function: RNA binding. The coding region runs from base 1 to 324 and encodes 107 amino acids. The record is from RefSeq and is a predicted model, not a curated record. Gene Ontology annotation, biological process: mRNA splicing, via spliceosome.
AUGGCGACAAACGUGAGUAACUCCCAGCCAACUCUGGCAUUCCCCAGUGUUGAUAGUAAACUAUCCGCUCUGGAAAAUGUCAUAACGCCUGGGAGAUUCUUAGCGGAAAACAUUGGAAAAGAAGUCGUCGUCAGGCUUAAAGACGGCCGGGAAUAUACCGGGACGCUCAUAUCGUAUGACAGCUAUUACAAUUUGAGGCUCAAAAACUGCAUAGAGAAGUCCAGAGAGGGCAAGUGCGCUUUGUCGUCGUUAAAGGACAUGUUUAUACGGUGCACCAGCGUGCACCUGGUUUAUACAACCUCUCCAAGGACGAAUAGUGUGUAG